This is a messenger RNA of Rotaria sordida, 363 nucleotides long. The record is from the annotation of a GenBank genome assembly. Lineage: Eukaryota; Metazoa; Rotifera; Eurotatoria; Philodinida; Philodinidae.
AUGGAUCGAUUCGAUGUUGUCUUUCGUGCUAAUCCACGUCAAGCUGAUCUAAUGAUUGUUGCUGGUACACUCAUCAAUAAAAUGGCUCCAGAUAAUUUAUUCCGAAAUUUUAUUCUGGCUAUUCGACGACUUUACGAGCAAAUGCCUCAUCCUAAAUGGGUUAUUUCGAUGGGUUCAUGUGCUAAUGGUGGUGGUUAUGAUCAUUAUUCAUAUGCUGUAAUAUGCGGAUGUGAUCGUACUAUACCAAUGGAUAUUUAUGUGCCUGGUUGUUCUCCAAGCGCAGAAGCAUUAUUCUAUGGUGUUUUACAAUUACAGCGAAAGAUUAAACGAUAUGAUACAUUACAAAAAUGCUAUCGAAAAUGA